Molecule: messenger RNA, 2433 nt
Organism: Microthlaspi erraticum
Lineage: Eukaryota; Viridiplantae; Streptophyta; Magnoliopsida; Brassicales; Brassicaceae
Source: the annotation of a GenBank genome assembly
AUGAAGGUGCACGAGACGAGAUCUCACGCUCACACGUCAGGGGACGAACAGAAGAGGGGAAAUUUGCGGAAGCACAAAGCAGAAGGGAAGCUUCCAGAAUCUGAGCAGUCUCACAAAAAGGCGAAGCCGGAGAACGAUAACGGUGCUGGAGAUGUUGCGUCAGAGUAUAACGAGUUUUGCAAAGCGGUUGAGGAAAAUCUGUCCAUCGAUCAGAUCAAAGAAGUUCUUGAAGCGAACGGUCAAGAAACUUCUGCUCCGGAAGAGGCUUUGCUAGCUCAAUGCCAAGAUUUACUGUUCUAUGGGGCGUUAGCUAAAUGUCCUUUAUGUGGAGGAGGAAAUUUGAUCUGCGACAGUGAGAAGAGAUUCAUAUGUGGAGGUGAGAUUAGUGAGUGGUGCAGUUGCGUGUAUAGCACGAAAAAUCCCCCUAGAACAGAGGAGCCAAUCAAACUUCCAGACUCUGUUAUGAACUCUGCUAUAUCUGAUUUGAUCAAGAAACACCAGGACCCAAAAAGUCGACCUAAAAGAGAGUUGACCUCUGACAAACCCUUCACGGGAAUGAUGAUCUCUCUCAUGGGACGUCUCACAAGAACACAUCAAUAUUGGAAGAAAAAGAUAGAGAGAUAUGGUGGGAAAGUCUCCAAUACAGUUCGAGGUGUAACGUGUUUGGUGGUUUCACCAGCUGAAAGAGAACGAGGUGGUUCUUCGAAACUGGUGGAAGCAAUGGAGCAAGGUCUACCAGUUGUAAGCGAAGCAUGGUUGAUGGACAGCGUGGAGAAGCAAGAAGCUCAGCCACUCGAAGCUUAUGAUGUGGUCACUGAUCUUUCAGUGGAAGGGAAAGGAAUCCCAUGGGAGAAGCAGGAUCCAAGCGAGGAGGCAAUUGAGUCCUUGUCUGCUGAGCUCAAAAUGUAUGGGAAAAGAGGAGUCUACAAGGACACAAAGCUUGAGGAGAGAGGAGGAAAGAUUCUGGAGAAAGAUGGGCUUUUGUAUAACUGUGCCUUUUCGAUAUGUGAUUUAGGAAAAGGGCGUAACGAGUAUUGUAUUAUGCAGUUAAUCACAGUACCCGAUAGUAACCUGAAUAUGUACUUCAAGAGAGGAAAAGUUGGUGAUGACCCUAAUGCUGAAGAGAGGCAAGAGGAAUGGGAGGACGAAGGAGAAGCCAUAAAAGAGUUUGAGAGGCUCUUUGAGGAGAUAACAGGGAAUGAGUUCGAGCCAUGGGAACGUGAGAAGAAGAUUCAGAAAAAGCCUCGCAAGUUCUUCCCAGUUGAUAUGGAUGAUGGAAUCGAAGUGAGAAGUGGGGCGCUUGGUCUAAGGCAGCUCGGCGUUGCUGCUGCUCAUUGCAAGCUUGAUUCCUUUGUUGCAAACUUUGUUAAAGUUCUGUGUGGUCAAGAGAUCUACAAAUAUGCGUUGAUGGAGCUUGGUUUGGAUCCGCCUGAUCUGCCUGUGGGAAUGCUAACUGAUAUCCACUUGAAACGAUGCGAGGAGGCACUUCUGGAGUUUGUUGAGAAGCUCAAGACAACGAAGGAGACGGGUCAGAAAGCUGAAGCAAUGUGGGCAGACUUCAGCUCACGGUGGUUCUCUUUGAUGCACACGACAAGGCCUAUGAGAUUGCAUGACGUCCAUGAACUCGCAGACCAUGCGGCGUCUGCUUUUGAGACCGUGAGGGAUAUAAACACAGCCUCUCGUUUGAUAGGAGACAUGCGAGGAGACACACUUGAUGACCCUUUGUCUGAUCGGUACAAGAAACUUGGAUGCAAGAUUUCUGUGGUGGACAAAGAGUCCGAAGAUUACAAGAUGGUUGUGAAAUACCUCGAGACUACUUAUGAGCCCGUGAAAGUCUCUGACGUUGAGUAUGGUGUCUCUGUGGAGAAUGUUUUUGCGGUUGAAUCAGAGGCGAUUCCUUCACUAGACGAUAUCAAGAAGUUACCAAACAAUGUCCUGUUAUGGUGUGGGUCUCGGAGCUCAAAUCUGUUGAGACACAUCUACAAAGGGUUCUUACCUGCCGUCUGCUCUCUUCCGGUCCCUGGUUAUAUGUUUGGGAGAGCGAUUGUGUGUUCAGAUGCAGCAGCAGAAGCGGCAAGGUACGGUUUCACUGCUGUAGAUAGACCGGAAGGUUUUCUUGUAUUAGCCGUGGCAUCACUUGGUGAGGAAGUUACAGAGUUCACAAGUCCACCAGAGGACACGAAGACACUGGAAGAUAAGAAGAUUGGAGUGAAAGGGUUAGGAAGGAAGAAGACUGAUGAAUCAGAGCAUUUCAUGUGGAGAGAUGACAUCAAGGUUCCUUGUGGACGAUUGGUUCCAUCAGAGCAUAAGGACAGUCCUCUUGAGUACAACGAGUACGCUGUGUAUGAUCCCAAACAGACGAGUAUAAGGUUCUUGGUGGAAGUGAAGUAUGAGGAGAAGGGAACUGAGGUCGUCGAUGUCGAACCAGAGUAG